ACACACACGUGAGGUCCUGAAGUUCCUCUCGGCAUGGGAAAGAGGGAGAAGAAAGCCCAGCACGGCACGUCCCCGAGCGACCAGGCAGGGAAGGCACCCGAAGGGGAGAAAAGCACCGACUCGAGCAAGACGCAGGAGCCGGCGAUGAAGAAGAAGAAGAAGCAGAAGAAAGCCAAGGGGGAUCCCAAAGCUGGCCAGGAGGAGGAAUCCCACACUUGUUGUGGCUGCCGUUUCCCGCUGCUGUUUGCUUUGUUGCAGUUGGCACUAGGCACCUCUGUAACAGUGCUGGGCUUCCUUAUGGCAGGCAUCAGCUCCUCUCUGCUAGUCAGAGACACUCCAUAUUGGGCUGGGAUAAUUGUCUGUCUGGUGUCCUUGGUGGGAUUUGUUAUGCUCUGUAUUUCGUACCAACCCGACGAGAAGACGUGUGCGCAGUUCACAGUAAAGCUGAUGUAUUUUCUCCUGAGCGCCCUGGGGCUGGUUGCCUGUGUUCUGGCGGUGGCUUUUGCCGCGCACCACUACCUGCAGAUGACAAAAUUCACCUGCGACACCGUCCUCGAGUCCUGCCAGUGCAAGCUGGACACCGCGGACCCCCUGGGCAGGACCUUCACCUACCAGGACGCGGCUGACUGUGGCAGCCUCACCAACAUGCUCAACCUGUACCUGCUCCUGCAGAUGGCCCUCAACCUGGUGGCAGCCCUGGUGUGCCUCCUGACCUGCUUCGUGAUGUGGAAACACAGAUACCAGGUCUUCUAUGUGGGCGUUCGGUUCCACCCUCUGACUGCUGCUGCUGCUGAAGGCCAGAAACAGCAAGUGUAGGGUCUGGGCUGGCAGGGGGUUGGCAAGCAGGGAAUGGGA
Molecule: messenger RNA, 855 nt
Organism: Empidonax traillii (willow flycatcher)
Lineage: Eukaryota; Metazoa; Chordata; Aves; Passeriformes; Tyrannidae
Gene: SSPN
Product: sarcospan
Exons: 3
Coding region: 34-816 (260 amino acids)
Cellular component (GO): sarcolemma; dystrophin-associated glycoprotein complex
Source: RefSeq, a predicted model, not a curated record